Musca vetustissima is the source of this 357-nucleotide messenger RNA. Its product is annotated as transmembrane protein 134-like. NCBI's taxonomy places the organism in Eukaryota, Metazoa, Arthropoda, Insecta, Diptera, Muscidae. The annotation marks the transcript as partial. The record is from RefSeq and is a predicted model, not a curated record. The transcript has a single exon.
UUCAGGGGCUACAACAAAUAUACCGAAGAUACCACAUCACGUGACAGUGAUUCCCUAAUACAAGAAUAUGGCAACAUCUCCACAGACGAAGUUAGCACAUAUUGUUGGCGGCAUCCAAAGGUACGAGAAAAUUGGCGCACUGUCUUGGCCGCUGUUACCCUACUCAUUGUUGGCACUGGACUUUUUGUGAUGGGCACAUUUGCCGUGGCCGAUCCAGCGAAUACAUCACAGGGUGUUGUAUUCUUUGUGGCGGGUCUAAUAUGUUUUAUACCCGGUGCCUAUCAUGUGGUCUAUAUAUGGCUGGCGGCAAAGGGUUAUCGAGGGUUUGAUUUCUAUCAUUUGCCAUUGUUUACAUAA